This is a messenger RNA of Neoarius graeffei (lesser salmon catfish), 1095 nucleotides long. RefSeq names its product protein THEM6-like. The transcript has 3 exons. Bases 279 to 893 code for a protein of 204 amino acids. Lineage: Eukaryota; Metazoa; Chordata; Actinopteri; Siluriformes; Ariidae. The record is from RefSeq and is a predicted model, not a curated record.
CUUUGUUUUGGGUUCCGGAAGUUAUUGGAAAGUUAUCGAGUUAUUACAUAAAUCUCUUCGAAUAGAAAGUAAAGGGUGACUCUGAGGGAGUGACAGACAGGUCAGGGGUCUGAAUCCUGAAUGAGUAUUUAUUAGAUAUAUUGCGCACUCUUUAGGGUGUUUCAGCCAUUUUGUUUGCUUAUGUAAUGUGCUGAGCUGUUUGUAACUGGACCCUGGGCUGAGGAAGAGACUCGAGGCAGUGAGUCAGUUGGAUAAACUGCUGGAGAGGGUGUGCGGCCAUGAGCGACCUGUUGUUGUGGGUGUUGGCUGUUUUGCUGGUACUCUUCUGCUGCUUGGAUGUGUGGUACUAUCUUCGCCUCGUGGCCGUUUUACUCCGGGCCUGGUUCCUCUCUCCGGUGUUUGACGUCACGGCAGAGCAGUCCAUCGGCGGCUGCGUCCUUCUGCACGAUGUCGACAUGUGCCACAUGAACAACGCACGCUACCUGCGCGAGUGUGACUUCGCCCGCAUUUCCCUGUACGCACGCAACGGUGUGCUGAAGGCCAUCAGGGCCCUGGGGGCAACGAUGGUGGUGGGGGCGACUACCGUGCGCUACAGACGGCCCCUGUGCGUGGGCGAAAAGUUCGAGCUGCGCACUCGUAUCGUCACCUGGGACGAGAAAGCGUUCUACGUCGAGCAGCGCUUCGUGUCCAAUAAGGAUAGGAUGGUGGCAGCUGUCAUGUUCUGCAAACAGAACGUGCUGCGUGGCAGCCCGGAUAAAAUCCUCCAGCACCUCUGUAAGAGAAAGGUUGAAGUUCCUGAGUUUCCUGAAGAGCUGCAGCACUGGAUCAGCUUUAUAACGGCAAACAGCCAGGCUCUGAAGGCCGAGAGCGGACUGGAGAAGAAACGUGAAUGAGGGUUGACAUUUUGAGAACAUGUAAACGUUUACCUGCUGAACAUUCUGAUAAAGCAUUCUGAUUAAGUUCAAACUUAAAUGAUUCACUGAGUCACAUUCAUAUGAUUCGAUCGAAUCAUGUAGCUGGAAGAUCUGUGAUGUUUUUGUGAUCAAGGUGAUUUCAGAUUAAUGCAGAGGCUGUAUUUACAUUUUUAUUUUUUUU